AGACAAUGCAGAAAAUUGUCGUUUCUUUUUCUCAUGAGAUAAUGUUUAGGACGUCAGCUGUUUCGUGAACAUAAAAUAUAUUGCCUGUAACUCUGGAAUAUUUCAUUUGUAUUUAAUUUCUUAAAAAUAACUAUCUGUUUUUACGGAGGUGGAAACAGGGUAAACAAAAUGUAAAAUGCUGAAAAUGUCUAACUUGGCUAAGAAAGUGAGACCAGAACAAAAGUUGCCUCUCAAAUCUACAGCAACCCAAAGCAAGGCAUCUUAUGAUCUCAAGAGGCUCCAGUCCCUGCUUGCCAAAAGCAGCUCCAGACAAGAGGUGUCAACACCGAGUCACAGUAAAUCAGCCAACAGCAGGGCCAUCAGAUCCUCACAUUCUCCAAAACACUCCAGCAGGCUCAGGAAUGAAACUUAUCCUGACAAUGAAGUGGCCCAACUGGAAAAAUUCAGCAUAAUAUACAAAGACCAAAGAUGUUUCAGCAGUCACCCGUUGAGUAAACUGUUCCUGGACAUUCUUACAUCUUUGGUUAGGAAUCGACUCUGCAGUGAAUGGAUCGACCACGCAACACCCGAAGCCGUCAAUAGAGUUCUGAUCUGCAUUCGACUGCUGAUCAGGGAUCCCAAUUAUCAGAAUAUUCUUCACCAGCUUGAAGGCAUCAGUCUGCUUGCCAAGUACAUGGAGUCUGUCACUGCCAAGUACAUAUCCUGUGGUGAGGAGGUGUUUGAUACACAGAAGCUCGUUACAAUGACCUACAUGUUUCAGAAGUUGUCGACCGCUGAUAAUCAACGGCUGUGGGUCAUUGAGAGUGGCGCGCACAGGACGUUGGUGAAACUCCUCUCCACCACAGACCGCAGCGUUUUACAGGGAGCUCUGCUUGCACUCACCGCUUUGGCUGAGAGCUCUGAAUGUAGAACAGAAAUCGGAGAACUGCAAAUUGUGGAUAGCCUUCUUGUAAUACUGCAGGAAUAUGACCUGCUCUCAAAGAGAAUGAGUGCUGAGCUGCUGAGGCUCCUGUCUUCAGUGCAACAUGUGAGGGUCCAGCUGAAGGAGCUGGAGGGAGUACCGGUGCUGCUGAGCCUCCUGCACAGCAGGAACCUGAAGCUGCUGUGGAGCGUCACCUGGGUCCUGGUCCAGCUGUGUGAGGAUCCAGACUCCAGGGCUGAGAUCCGGAGCUGGGGGGCCGUGCAGCAGCUCCUCCGUCUGCUCAGCGUGCAGCACGCCUCUGACCGCUCCAGCAUGGAGAUGCUUCCCGCUCCCAGCAGCGCCCCAGAGGAGUUUGGACCGCAUGAGGAGCUGCAGAACGCUGUGGCUCUGCAGUCCGCGUGCUGUACAGCCCUGACUGAGCUGAGUCUGGACGACACGUCUGCUCACCACAUCGUACAAGAAAACGGUAUCUACAUAAUUGCAAACCUAAUUUUGCUAAAAAGCUCUGGACCGAAGGUCACGUCUUUACAGUGUUACGCUUUCCGAGCGCUGCGAUUUCUCUUCAGCGCUGAAAGAAACAGGUUUAUUUUUAAAAGGCUCUUUCCCACAGACCUCUUUGAGUCGUUUAUUGAUGUUGGACAUUAUGUCAGAGACCUCACAGCUUAUGAGGAGCUACAAACCAAAGUGUCUCUCUACACUGAAGAGGAACUGAGUUGUCUGAGAGAGAAUAUUGAGUCCCUGAACCAGAACCGACCGCCGCUCAGAGUAAUCGGUGGCUACUCCAUAUUGGACCACCUGGGCUCUGGGGCGUUUGGAAGUGUCUUUAAAGUCCAGAAGCAGACCGGUCAGAACUUCCUGGCUCUGAAGGAGGUGAACCUGCACAACCCGGUGUUUGGCAAAGACAAGAAGUCCAGAGACAGCAAUGUGGAAAAGAUAAUCUCUGAGCUUACAAUCAUCAGAGAACAGAUGACACACCCAAACAUAGUUAAAUAUUACAAAACAUUUUUGGAAGACGACAAGCUUUACAUUGUAAUGGAGCUGAUCGAAGGCGUGCCACUGGCUGAACAUUUCAACUCUCUGAGGGACAAGCAACAAAAAUUCACUGAAGACAGAAUCUGGAACAUUUUCAUCCAGAUGUGCCUGGCCUUGAGGUACCUGCACCAGGAGAAGAGGAUAGUUCACCGUGACCUUUCACCCAGUAACAUCAUGCUGGGGGAGAACAAUAAAGUCACCAUCACUGACUUUGGGCUCGCCAAGCAGAAACAGGAGAACAGUGAGCUGACAUCAGUGGUCGGCACCAUCCUUUACUCAUGCCCAGAGGUGGUGCAGAACAAGCCCUAUGGGGACAAAGCCGACAUCUGGGCUUUGGGCUGCAUCUUGUACCAGAUGGCAGCUUUACAUCCACCAUUCUACAGCAGCAACAUGCUGUCACUGGCCAGCAUGAUCGUUGAAGGAGUCUAUGAGCCGGUUGAAGAGGGAGCGUUUUCAGACAGACUCACAGAUAUGAUCCGAUGGUGUUUGAGUUCGGACCCGGAGCAGCGGCCGGACAUCGUAGCCGUCAGCUCCAGGAUUUCUGACCUCAUGAUGAGGCUGAUGGACGGACUCUACAUCUCCCAGAAUGCACUGCAGCGCAGGGCUGAUAAAGACAGGAAACGAACACAGAAGUAUUUUUUGGAAAGGCAACAGAGCAGGAAUAACUUCUGCCACUCAGACAUGGGAAGGCGGCUGACUGAAACUGAAUGUUUGGCUCGGAGCUCCUCUGCAGUCUGCAGCGCUGGUGACGCCAUGCAGGCAAACUGUCAAGCUCCAGUGGUCCAGCCUGUGGUUUGUGCCUCACCGGAUCAGAUUGUAGCCUGUGGGGAUUUUGCUACUUCCAAGAUAAAAUCAAGACCAGGGUCUCUAGGGAUCUGUGUCUCUCAGAGGAAACUGCGACAGAUCGACGAUCCCAUCCAACGGCUGCUGGUCCAGCUGCACAAAAUCAUCUUCAUCACUCAACUUCCUCCCGCUCCGAACUACAACAUGAAGCGGCGACUCGUUGAACGAUUCAAAAAGUCUCUCUUCCAGCUCGGCAGCGACCCUUACAACCUAAAGGUGGAGCUCAGAAAGCUGGUCCAGGCUUCCUCAGAACUGGUGGAGACGAGCUCAACCAGUUUGGACUGGCAGCGUGUGGUGCAGCUCCUCCGAGGGGAACACCUCGCUGCAGACACCUCAGGUGAUGAGAAUCUCAGGGACGGAGUUACAUAUCAGCAGAUGCAGGAAAUCAUUGAGGAGCUUUUAGAGGAGAACAGCUACUACCAAGCAACAAGCAACAGGGCCAAAGAAGGGAACCGGCAGCCAUCUGCUUCCACCUGGCCAGGGGUCUGAUCACUGAUGACAUCAGCAGCAACAGGACUUGUAAACACACAUGAGCACAUGCAAAGACGAAAACAACAUGCUGACAUUCAGAAGGAGAAGAAGAAGAAUGGUGCGCAUUAAUGACAGGAGGGAUUUUUAACUACGUUUGAGUCUCUGAGGAUCCUGCGGUUUUAUAAAUUUGGAUGGAAACUCAAAUGUGACUGAAAAAUGUAACGUGCAAAGAAAAAUUACUGGGGCAUUUCUAAAACAAAUUUAUCUUUAAAAUUAUUUGCACUUCAUCACAUCUACACAGUAAAGAAGCUAAAUUAAAUUAACUUAUUUUAAUAUGCAGAGCUUUGAAACAGUUUUCCACCCUUGGACUUUUCCACAUUUUGUCACCUUCAACCGUAAAUUUAAACACAUUUAACUUGAAUUUUAUGUGAUUCACCAAAACAGAUCAAAAUCUUACAGGUUUUACUUCAGGAUUUCCAUCCAUUUUGUCAUCAACUCUAAUUCCUGCUACAGAAAAGCAACACCACACCAUGAUGCUGCCACCACCUCUCUCUGCUGUGGGGAUGCUGUGAUCAGUUUUUGCCGUUUGUAAUUUUACUUCCACUUUCCAAUAAUGAUCUACUUUGUGUUAAAAGUAGAUCAUGAAAUAGCAUUCAAAUAGUGUUUUGGUUUGUAAUGUGAGAAAAUGUGAAAAACAUCGAGCGGUGAGAAGAUAAAACCUUUUAUAAUAAAACUCUGUGGUGGCGCAGCAUUUAUAAUCACCGCAGCGGAAACAUUCAUUUCACCCCCACAUGCUGUUUGUCUGCAUAAAUGUGACUGUGAAGGUAAAGAUAAUUUAACCCUUGAUGAAACGUCUUUCUGUGUAAAUGUUAAACCUGUUUCUGUUUGAGUUUGAUUCUCUUUAAACUCAGCAGCAGAUUUAACCGUUUUAGCUCAUCGCUGCAUGUGACAGCAAGCGCUUUUUACCUUCAACCCACAAUUUCCUGCUCGUAUAUCUGUCAAAGGGCUGAUAAGAGCUUUCACUUUGAUUGAGCACGUCUCACUGUCUGACUGCAGGUAAAUGUAAAAACCAGUUCACAUGGGGGAUUUCUGCACAUUUGUGCUGGGUGCAGUUUGAACUGAAAUAAAUUAUCUACACAGAGUGAAAAAAAACAAAUGUAAAGAGCGUUUAAAUAUAAGAUUUCUUCUGCACUUUGAUUUAAAAAACUAUUCUGUAUUCAUCUGCUUUCGGUUAUAAAAGCUGAUCAACAUAAACAACUUAUUUCAUGUUAUUUUGUUCACAUAAUUUUGAUUUAAGGCAUUUAGUAGUUUAAGGUUAUGUCCAUGAAGUAACAUCUUGUUUGUUUUUCCACAGCAGUUAUGGCUUGAUAUAAAAGACUGAAGCAAAACUAAACUUAAAAAUUAACAACUUUAAAAUAAAACCAUCUUUACAAUGUUUGUUUUUAACCUGCAGAAAGUUCACUGUAUAUUUUUAAGAAAAGAAAGAAAGAAACUGGCUUGUUAAUAUUGUGAAAUGCGGAGCAGUAACUCUGUACUUUAGGGAUUUAAUUUACUGUUUAACAGACCAGUGGGCGCAAAGUGAGCAGUCUCCUACUGACCCAACAGGGGGCGCUGCAGUCCACGUUAAUAAAGGGAAGUAACGUAAAACUUGAGCUUGUCAGUGAAGAACAUUUUUAAAUAACGAUGGCAAAGUUCAAUAAACAAAACAAAAUAUAGACAAAGAAAAACAGUGAAUGUUUAAUGAUUUCAUAAAUGAAAUUUUACAAAUGAAAAAUGAUCGUAUGUACAAACAGUUUUCACACUGCGCUGGUUUGUAGCAGAAACAUAAAAAGAGAAAAGUAAAAACUAAAUGUUGGAAAAUGUUGGCACAUUACUGGCAGGCACAUGUGAGUUUUUAUAGGACGCAGGUUAAGCUGCUUAAAUCCAAUAACUUAUAAUUCAUAUCAUUAUUUCUGAUUCUCCAAAAUGAACAUCUUUAAUUUCAGACCAACUUUUCCUUCUUCUAAUUAAUACAACAAUUUUCAAGUUUACUAAAAUGUUUUUUUUAAUGUUCUUUAGUUAUGUUUGCCACUUUGUCACAAACACAGUGUAGCAAAAACAACAAGCAGCUCAGACUGAUAAGAACAUUAAUUUUGUAGUUAAACUGGAAACAGGAAAUAAAAAUAGAAUAGAGGAUGUAAACUAAUCUACCCCACAGUGCAACAAAGGCUACAAAAUCCUUUUAUGGUUCAUAUGUUUAAUCCUGAUAAAAAGAACAA
This is a messenger RNA of Poecilia latipinna (sailfin molly), 5526 nucleotides long. RefSeq names its product NIMA-related kinase 10 (gene nek10). Lineage: Eukaryota; Metazoa; Chordata; Actinopteri; Cyprinodontiformes; Poeciliidae. Gene Ontology annotation, molecular function: ATP binding; protein binding; protein serine/threonine kinase activity. The coding region runs from base 176 to 3286 and encodes 1036 amino acids. The record is from RefSeq and is a predicted model, not a curated record. Gene Ontology annotation, biological process: positive regulation of MAP kinase activity; regulation of cell cycle G2/M phase transition; protein phosphorylation. The transcript has 35 exons.